Messenger RNA from Mya arenaria, 2328 nucleotides. RefSeq lists its product as uncharacterized. Bases 216 to 1208 code for a protein of 330 amino acids. The record is from RefSeq and is a predicted model, not a curated record. The transcript is spliced from 10 exons. Lineage: Eukaryota; Metazoa; Mollusca; Bivalvia; Myida; Myidae.
UGCUUAUGUCACUCAUUUCUUUCGUGAACAUUCUGCGGUCAGAUUACUUUCUUGUAGCCUGGCUUUCGCUCCAAACAAUUGCGAAUGCACAUGGGACACGGAUAUUAAAUAUACUGUAAUAGCAUUGUGUACACGCGCCAACACCAGUGAGACCUAAAUUGAGUAAAUGUACUUCAUAUUUGUCCAUCAGGAUAACAACUAAAGCUUGAAAAAAAAUGCAGUCAACGAUUUUGUUUCUCUUCUUUGCAAUAGCGGUAUGUAGGUGUUGUGCAACGGCUGAAAUAAUUGAAGGCAACGAUAUUUCCAUCGAGUUCGACAAACAACUCACGAUUACGUUUACAAAUGACAAGACCUCUGAUGUUAAGUUUCGACAUCAACAAAGUGUAAUUGCAUAUUGUUUUAGAAAUUUUGGCUGCGUUAUUGAAGACGAAAGAUUUAACAUUAUGCACUUCGAAUCUGCAAAAAGGAACGAAUAUAUUUUGACAUCUAAAGAUAUUAUUCACACUGAUCUUUGUGGCGUAUAUGAGUGUAAUGACAUGCUUAACAAAGAAAAGGAUUCAGCUCAUGUUUCGAUAAAAGGCUUUGACAAUGAAACAUAUAAUGCUACUGAGGAAAAAGAUACAAUUUACCUUACAACAGCGUGCAUCUUUCAUGUCUCUUUAUCAGACAUGAAGAUAGUUUGGUACACUUACGAUGAUACAACUUUAAAACUCCUCGAUGAGACAAGAAUGGGACAUUCAAUGACACCCUUCAACAGCGCGUCAGUUUGUUCCGAUGAAUGUGGUACACUUUCUGCUUAUAGAUUUACUUUUGGACUGAAUAUCACUAACCAAGAGCAGGGCUAUACUAAUGUAUUCGUAGAAACCAAAGUCUUCCAUCCCGAUUAUACGGACAAACCUCUUACCUGGAGGUCUUCAGAAAAAAUUCGUGUUAAAGAGAGCAGUCCAAAGACACCAAUAUUUGGGGUAUUAAUGACCGUCAAAGUACUGGUUGUAGUCUUUGUGACUGUAUUAAUUGGGUUCGCGAUAUAUGCUCUUAUCAGAUUCAAGAGGAAAAGAAACACCAACACCGAGACAUGUGGAAACACAACCUCUAUAGACUCGCAAACUACGCUUUUAUCAGUUGGGGGUGAAGGAAAUAAGGACCUACACCGAGACAAGAAGAACACAGAAGGGGGAGCCAUCUCUCUGAGGAGGAAAACGUUUUGAAAGAUGAUACAGAAACGUAAGUAACAAUCUCGUUCCAGGAAAAAGAAGGGACGAAAGAGACAUUCAUACUUUGACAUUUUAAUAUGAACUUACAAGUACAAGGUGUUGCUCGUCAUAUGUAAAAUAUUAGUCUAUAUGAAAGAAGUCUAUACAUAUUCUCUUUAAAUCUUAACAACAAAUUUGUUUGUAAUUAACAUUGUACAGCACCAGUUUUUAAUUUUUGUUCACAUUCAAAUUGCAGUCUAUACGAACAUGAAAUAUGUUAUUCGUAACAUUUAACUAAUAUUGUAAAUAUUUCUUACAGUGCUUUUGCAUAUGUAGAGUCAGAAUUGCUUGGCUUCAAGUAAAACAUGUACAUAAUAUAAAUCCUUCGGUUUUUAGGCUUAGGGCUGGUUUUGUUUCCUAAUUAUUGGGUAUUAAGUAAAUGGUAUGGUUUUCUUUAUAAUUAAAGGGAUUUGUUUCUCUUAUUUUGUAUACGGAACCCGUACUUACUCCUGUAUGUACUAUUAUUCUGUUAAAUCGAAUAAUUUGCGAUGUGUUAAAUUGUAGUACAUUUUAAUAAAAGGGUGACUAAACGAGUUGAAUACACUGUUGCUCAUUUCAAAAAAUGGAAGUACUUUUGGGGAAGAGAAGAGAAAAAGCACUUGUUGGGACAAAAUUUAUACUCAGUAAUGCAUGCUCGUAUUCGGAACAAGUGUAGUGAGCUUUGUAUUUAGUAACCCUUUACUUAAGGACAGAAGUUUAUGAAUUUGUAAUUGAUAAACUGAGCGAUUAUCCAUUUCUAUAAACCAUUUACAGAAUAACCAAACAGUUCAUCAUAGUAAAGCCAAAAUGUUUGCAGGUUAUUACAAUCAUUUUCGACUGUGGAUCAUCUUUAGGGCAGCCUGUCAGAUACAGUCUAUCCUUUUCUCUUUCCUUUUCGUCUUAUUUAUUUUCCUCGAAUGUUUUCAUGUAUUCAUUUUGUUUUGUUUUUUAAUGUGUACUACGCCAUGUAUUGACUAAUCACAUGUGCUAAUGACGAAGUCAUUAUAAAUGUUGUACAGAACUUUUGUCUAACCCGGCUCUUUUGCGUACUUUAUUUUAUUUUUGUAUACAUUAAAAUAAAAAGGUAGUAAUCCAA